ACUAGACCUCAAGGCUCAAUUCUCAAAUCCAAUGCCCAACUCAUCACGAGCUAUCCCUGAAAAUGACAGAAAUGCCCUCGUACGUUGUUGGAAACCCUAUUUUCGAGCCUUACAAGCCCAAGAAACAACAAUACAAAUUGUACUCUUCGUUGCUCCCGAUCAUCUUAUCUAUCUUCACCUACAUUUUGAUCUUCCACGUUCUCGACGUCUCUCCUUGGUCGAUCUUCAACGACACGAAGGUCUUGUUCGUCAUCUCCAACGCACUUAUCAUCAUCAUAGCAGCCGAUUACGGAGCAUUCACUGAUAAAGAGAACCACGAUUUUUACGGAGAAUACACAGCCUCGAUGACAAGAGGUGCACGAGAAAACCCUAGACCGGAAAACUUGGGAUAUCGGGUGGAUAUGGCGGAAGAAAUCAAGAACCGUGAGAAACAAGAAGAACUAACGGGAGAAAGAGACUUACAACUUCAGUAUUUACCUAACAAGAAAGCGAAAGUUCCUGAGAGAAUCAUUCAAGCCGUGAGCAAGAACCAACCGAGAAACACAACUAUCCAAAAGUUCGAGCCAAUGACUGAGAAAAACAUUCCUAUAAAAGCUGCCAAAGAAGAAACUUGCACAGCAAGAAAGGUGAACUCUAAACCGUACGGGAGAAGCAAAUCGGAUAAGGCUCGUGGGUCAAUGGUAACCAAGGAAAGCCGUCGUCAAGACAUCAAACAUAGACCUAAAAGUUACGAUCGAAGCCAGUCGGAUAGCUCGAAAUGGAUGGUUGUUCACAAGGUGACAAAGGCUGAGGAGAUGGAGAUGGCGACGAAGAAGUGGGAGAAUGUAAGAGAAGAGUCGGAGGAGUUCUCGAAGAUGUCAAACGAGGAGUUGAACAGACGAGUCGAAGAUUUCAUCCAACGGUUCAAUCGAGAUAUCAAACGACAAAUUUAGUUUAAUGUAAUUUGUUGUUGUACCGAUACGGCAAAUUUAGUCAACCUUUUUGUGUC
Molecule: messenger RNA, 988 nt
Organism: Arabidopsis lyrata subsp. lyrata
Lineage: Eukaryota; Viridiplantae; Streptophyta; Magnoliopsida; Brassicales; Brassicaceae
Exons: 1
Coding region: 63-932 (289 amino acids)
Source: RefSeq, a predicted model, not a curated record